CCGGGCUGCCCUUCCCUGGGACUCGCUCCGGCGGCUCUGGAAGCGGCGAAACCCCCGCUUUUCCUCCUUCGUUAUCGCCUCCAACACCCCAAGCUUUGCCCGCUUGCUCGGUGCAGGUUUGCUGCGGGGCUUUGGGCAGCGCUUUUCCCGUGUUAAAGCUCAAGCACUAUCCCUGCAGCGCUCAGCAGGGAAAUCCUCCCCUUCUCGCUCGUCCUCUUUUUCUCUUCCCAAGCAGGCUUACGUUCAAGUUUCUCCCGCAGGUCUCUUUCUCGCCCUCCCGGCAGGACUUCGCAACUUCUGCCGCGGUUCCGCUGGCCUUUUAUUUGCCUUUUUUUUAAGCCCUGGGCUUUAUUAUUUUUUUUUUCUCCCUGUCAUUUCUCAUUCCCCGCAAUCCACAACGACCGGGAGGUCUCUUCCCCUUGCCCGGGGGGCACGGCCGGGACCCCCGCCGGCCGGGCCGGACCCUCGGGCGGCCAGCGCUGUUCCAGCGCCCGCGAGGCAAAGGACGGCCUAGAAAUAAAGCAGCGCUUCCGAGGUGCCACAUCUGCCUUUCCCCCCUGCCCGUUUUCUUACACCGCUUAGGAUUUCUCCGCGUCUCUCCCAGUCCUGUACUUUCAAAAAGAAAUUUUAAUUUACCGCCCCAAGCCCGAGGUGGUGGCGGAGAGGCGCGGCGCUGGGCUCUCGGGGAGGGGGCGGGCGGGGGGCGAGCGCGGCGCUCCGCAGGAAAUGCCGGCGCUGCCGCGGCGGGGAGCGCCCCCGGCCCGCCGCCCCCCGGCCAGCGGGCGCUGAUCGCGGGGUCGCUCCCGGACCCUGCCCGGCUGCCAACAACCCCGGGGUGCGCAGAGGAGCGCACCGAGGCCAUGGAGGAGCGCAGCCCGGCGGGCGGCGGCGGGGCGGCAGCGGCGGAGCGAGGGGCGCCCGCCCGCACCGCGCCGCUGCCGCCGCGGGAGCCCCGGCGCCGCCGGAAACUUUCCUCGGCGCUGAGCGCCGGCUCCCUCUCGGUGCUGCCGGCCCUGGCGGUGAGGUUGGCGCGGGGGGAGCGGGGCUGGGGGCUGCCCGGCGCGGUGCUCCUCUGCCUGGCCGGCGCUUUCUCGGGCGCGGGGCGCUGCCCGGUGCGGCCGCGGGCGGCGGCGCUGCUGCUGCUGCUGCUGGCCGCCUGCUGCGGGGGGGAAGCGGUGGCGCAGACGGCGCUGGCGGCGGGGGAGGAGGAGGAGGAGGAGGAGGAUCACUUGCUCUCCCUCGCCGCCACGGGGGUGGUGCUGAGCUGCCUGGCCGCCGUGACAUGGCUGGUGCUGAAGCUGAGGCAGGGCGUCCUCAUGCUCGCCGUGACUAGCGCGGCCAAGACCACGUCCCUCGUCGCCUUGGAGAGGGUCCCGGCGUCCUGGCGGCCCUACCUGGCCUACCUGCUGGGGCUGCUGGGCAUCCUUCUGGCCGGCUACGCCGACCGGCUCUGGCCCCCGCGGCGGGCCGCCCCGCUGGCCGAGCCUCCCGCCGCCCCCCCGGCCGCGGACGAAGCCCCGGUGCUCAGGCGGCGGCGGCGGUCCAGCUCCAUGAUCUCCCCCGAGAUGUCGGGCGGCGGCGGCAGCGGCAACAAGACCCACCGGAGGACCUCGCUGCCCUGCAUCCCCCGGGAGCAGCUCAUGGGGCAUUCUGAAUGGGAUCACAAACGAGGACCCAGAGGCUCACAGUCUUCUGGCACCAGCAUCACGGUGGACAUCGCUGUCAUGGGGGAAGCCCACGGGCUCAUCACAGACCUCCUGGCCGACCCUUCGCUGCCUCCCAACGUCUGCACGUCCCUGAGGACCGUGAGCAACCUGCUCAACACACAGCUGACCUUCCAGGCCAUCCACAAGCCCAGGGUGAAUCCCUUGGUGUCCUUCAGUGAGAACUACACCUGCUCCGACUCGGAGGAGUGUCCGGAGAAGGGAGAGAAACUAGCAAUUCCCAAGCGCUUACGGAGAAGUUUGCCUCCAGGACUGCUGAGACGAGUGUCCUCAACCUGGACCACGACAACAUCAGCCACAGGACUGCCCACUCUGGAGCCAGCUCCAGUGAGAAGGGACCGCAGUGCCAGCAUCAAACCUCACGAAUCUUCUUCAUCCAGGUCUCCAUUCCAUCACGAGCAAUUCCUGGGGAUGCUGGUGGAGAGGAGUAGAAGUUUUGCAUCAAGUAUUUCUGCACAGUGAACUAGUAAUGCAUCUGCCACUUCUGUUAACUGACAAGACUCCUCUUGUCCUUGGCCAGGUAUCCCACCAAAUAUUUCACCUCUCACCUCCCCGUGCCAUUCACCAAUUCAGGGGACGCCUGCCACGAGUCCUACUGGAAAAACAUCUUCUGUGUCAUUUCCAGAGCCUACAGACACUGACACCAAGCAGGGCCUAAAGCCACACAAAGUCUUAACUUCUACUCAGAGUGCACCUAGCCUGUCAGACCCUAUUAUCAGCCCCUCCAUCAUCUGCAGCAGCUGUGGCAGACCCUACAACCAAAUAGAAGCUGGUGAUGGGACACUAAAUAGAAAUGAUGCUACUACACACACCCUGAACAGAACAGAUGAUCCUGCUCAAGCCACUUCUGACUACGAGACCAACAACAGCGACAGCAGCGACAUCGUGCAGAACGAUGACGACACGGAUUGCUCCAAGGAGCAGCCACGGAAGGGAUCUGGCUGUAGGUCCUACACACCUGAGACCAUCAUCCUGCAUCCCUUGACACCACCUGAGGACAAGCCUGUACUGGCUCCUGAGCCCCUGGUUAUGGACAACUUGGAUCCCCUGAUGGAGCAGCUAAAUAGUUGGAACUUCCCAAUCUUUGAUUUGGUGGAAAAAAUUGGGAAGAAAUGUGGUCGGAUUCUCAGUCAGGUAUCAUACAGACUUUUUGACGACAUGGGGUUGUUUGAAACCUUUAAAAUACCAGUGAGGGAAUUUAUGAACUACUUUCAUGCCUUGGAGUGUGGAUACCGAGAGAUACCUUAUCACAACCGAAUCCACGCCACGGAUGUUCUGCACGCCGUGUGGUACCUCACCACCCAGCCCAUCCCGGGACUGCCCACUGUCAUCAGUGACCACGGCUCAGCCAGCGAUUCGGAUUCUGACAGUGGAAUCACUCACGGCCACAUGGGAUAUGUGUUCUCAAAGACAUACACACCUACAGAUGACAGCUACGGAUGCCUGGCUGGCAACAUCCCUGCCCUGGAGCUGAUGGCUCUUUAUGUGGCUGCAGCCAUGCAUGACUACGAUCACCCAGGAAGGACCAAUGCCUUCUUGGUAGCAACGAGUGCUCCUCAGGCGGUGCUGUACAACGACCGCUCCGUGCUGGAGAACCACCACGCUGCUGCUGCCUGGAACCUCUUCAUGUCCAGGCCAGAGUACAACUUCCUGGUCAACCUGGACCACGUGGAGUUCAAGCAUUUCCGCUUCCUCGUCAUCGAGGCCAUUCUGGCUACUGACCUGAAGAAGCACUUUGAUUUCGUUGCCAAGUUCAACGCCAAGGUGAACGAUGACGUUGGCAUUGACUGGACCAACGAGAACGACCGCCUGCUGGUUUGUCAGAUGUGCAUCAAGCUGGCUGACAUCAACGGGCCUGCCAAAUGCAAGGACUUGCACCUGCAGUGGACAGAGGGCAUCGUCAACGAGUUUUAUGAGCAGGGCGAUGAAGAGGCCAGCCUGGGCCUGCCCAUCAGCCCGUUCAUGGACCGCUCCGCGCCCCAGCUGGCACACCUCCAGGAGUCCUUCAUCACCCACAUCGUGGGACCACUCUGCAACUCCUACGACUCAGCAGGGCUGAUGCCAGGAAAGUGGGUAGAAGAGAGUGAUGAGUCAGGAGACACUGAUGAGCAAGAGGAGGAGGAAACAGCAGAAAUGGAAACUUGUGAAAACGCCGAAUCCAGAAAGAAGAAGUUCAAGAGGAGGAAAAUCUACUGCCAGAUCACUCAGCACCUGCUUCAGAACCACAAGAUGUGGCAGAAGGUGAUUGAGGAUGAGGAGAGGUUAGCUGGGUCAGAGAAGCAAGGCACGGAGCAAUCCCCACUGCACCAAUCUUCAGAACAAAUCCAGGCCAUCAGGGAAGAGGAGGAGGAGAAAGGGAAGGCCAAGAAGGAUGAAGAGGAGAACACAACUGUAGAACCAAACCAAUGACAAUAUUUACAGCAGUAUUUUAAGACAGAUUGACUCGUGCACAGACUCUUUCUCAAGCCAGCACAGCAUUUAGACACAACACUGUAGAAGUAUGGGAUAAUGCGCCUACAGCUGUUUAAUUUGUUUCUCUUUCCUUUUUCUGGUGAGGUACAUUGUUUAAACUCCUAUGCUCAAGGAAGCUUUCACACUGCAACACCGGCUUUACAGACUUUCUUUGAAGAGAUUUGGGGGUGGGUGGAAUUAUAUAUAUAUAGCCAGGG
Molecule: messenger RNA, 4393 nt
Organism: Pyrgilauda ruficollis (rufous-necked snowfinch)
Lineage: Eukaryota; Metazoa; Chordata; Aves; Passeriformes; Passeridae
Gene: PDE3A
Product: phosphodiesterase 3A
Exons: 16
Biological process (GO): positive regulation of oocyte development; oocyte maturation
Cellular component (GO): cytosol
Molecular function (GO): 3',5'-cyclic-AMP phosphodiesterase activity
Source: RefSeq, a predicted model, not a curated record